Microplitis demolitor is the source of this 5624-nucleotide messenger RNA. RefSeq lists its product as uncharacterized. Lineage: Eukaryota; Metazoa; Arthropoda; Insecta; Hymenoptera; Braconidae. The record is from RefSeq and is marked provisional.
UGCAAGUGUUGGUAGAUAAGUCUCUUGUAAAUAGCUUUUGAUUUUGAACUUUCGUUGAAAUAGAAAUUUUCGAUUACAAGGCCCGUCCUAGUAGGCAUAGAUAGCGAUUGUAUGGAGGUUUCAUACUGAUGAUCAUAAAUCGCACUAGGUAUGAUUGUCAGCAAGAAAUUUUCAAUGAAACCUGCUACAGAUUAUAAGAAAAGUUCGUGACAAGAAUUUCAAUUCUAACAUUUUGCUGAAUAGUUACGUCAUAAUUUUCAGUACUAUAUUUAGAUAUUUUGUUCAGUAUUCUUGUUCAUAAUCGAAAAAGCUAUUAGAUUUUCCAAUUAAUAAAGUAUUCUGAUGAGUCUAAAGGUGUUCUAAUGAUAAAUCAUUGGUAGUAUGUAAAAAUUAACAGUUAUCAAAAAUAAGGUAUUUCCUUUAAUUAAAUACAAGCUCAAUUUAAUCAGGAAUCCGGUUAGCAAUUUGAAAAGCUAUUAUACUUUGCCAUCAAUAAACUAUAUAAUCAGUAAUUGUAAAGAAUUAAUGAACGAUUAAAACUUCAGUACGAUUCAUUAGAAGUAAGUCAUACUAGAUCGAUAAAUCAAUGCCGGUCACUCUCAAAAAAAGUGGUUAUUCCUCCCGUGUUAACUAUUUUCAUUUUAAUAUUCGAAAGAUUAUCAUUCGUUUCUAUUAUCUUUUCCUAUCGGAGACGACAUCCUUUUUUCCGAGUUGACAAUCAUUACCAUCUCAGAUGACAAAAUUGAAUACUUCUUCAAUAUUGGAAAUAUUACUAUCCAAUAUGGUAGUUAUUACCAUCGACAAUAAUGAAUCUCACAAUACAAGAAUAGUUAACAUAUUGAGGUACAAUCUGAUAAUCAAUGUCGUUGCAACAUUGUAAUAGUUAUCAUCAUGUUGUUGCGUGUACAAAUAUCGUAAACAUCGUACACCGGAUGCAAAUAUUUGGCAUCAACCCAAACCUUUGUUGAAUUAACAUUUACUUUUAAGCGACCAAGAACAGUUAGGGUUGCUUCUGAAGCUUUUAGGUAAUCGAAACCUAAGUGGUUGAGUGAAGGCAGCGCAAAACAAAGAGCGUCGUGGAUUUGUAUGCGUGCAAUAUGAGAGACGUUGUGUUACUGUGUGCCCCUUUUCGCUCAUUUUAACCCUACUUUGUGUAUGCCAACAGUGCCGUAGUUAGGAAUAUUUACAUGACUGUUGAAUAUUGAAAGAAAAAAAUCCUUUUUUUUCUAUAACACGUCACUGCCGUAGAGUCUGCGAGCUCAUGUUAGUUCCACAGCGAUCCCCCUGAACAUGUAGUAGGGUUUCGAAGCCAUGCACUAAAAAGUUAAAAAAAUGAGAAAAUAGAAUUCAUCAUCCAGACCCCGAGAAGUAUUCGGGAUACCGAUGGAUUUUUAACAUCUUCAGUAGAGAAGGUAAACCUGAAGGUUAAUAUCGAAGCAUUUCGAAAACUUGUGUGAUUAAUAACCCUAUAUUGACCCCUUUGAUGUUCUUGAUAGUUAUUCAGUACCUCGAAAUAUAUUCAAAUAUUCUUACUACCUAGAUUUAUUGACAUUUAGUUUAAUUAAACUUUGUUGCGACGUUAGUCAUUCUAGAUUUCUUAACUUCUGCUCCAUUUUCUUUGUUCUAUUGUGUUAUUUUAUGAAAAUGCUUUCAAAGUAUACGUGUUAUGUGUCUAUCCAACGGAAUUUUCAUAGUAAAAGCUUUCUUCUCGACGUAAUAAGAUAUAAAGCAAUCAAACAAUGGAGAGCAUGCAAACGAAUUGAAGGAACAACAAUACGCUCUGGAUGCGUAAAUCUAGUGACCAAUCAAGUUAUCCCGAUGACACUGAAUACUUCGGAAUCAGUAUGAAUUGUAUUCUCUUCACGAAAUUGUGAGUAACUUAUUUAUUUCCAGUCUUUAUGCCCCGUAAAAAAUCUCUCUACGAUUUUGAAUCGGCAAAGUAAAAUGUGAUUGAAGUUUAUAGUUAUAAUAAAGAUUUUUCUAAUGUUUCAGAUGUUUAAAGUCGUCUUUUCGCUUACACUACACUCGAUAGCUGAUACAAUAGUGAUGUAAAACUCAAUAAAAAUUUUUUAAGUCUCAUAUUAGACUAAAGGUCAAUAUGGAGAUCUACGAAGCAAACCACAUACCAGCGAAUAUGCUUUGACUUACUUAGAGUAUUGUAAAUGUCCGCGUAAAUAGUUACAUUGUGUUACAUAACCUGUCGUUAAUGUCUUUGUUUUUAGAUCUUUUAUUAAGAUUUAUGCUUCUUGGCUAAAACGAAGUAGAAUCCUUGAAGUUAUUGGAUGGCAGGGUCUAUCUUAAAAUUUUUUUUGUAUAGUAUUUUCACAAUUUAGCGCCGAAUCGUUAACUAUUAAUAAAUAGGUUAUUGUUUCGGAAGUUUUAUGUCUUACUACAACUACAGGUUCCCUAAGGACCAGGAAUGUAUUUCGGGCUACCGAUGGACUCGUAACAUCUACACUGAAAAAAGUCGAUUUAUCGAUCAAUUUCUAAGCAAUUCAAAAACUUUUGUGAUUAACCCUAGAGAUUGUCCCCGUUGAUUCUAUUAGAAGUUAUUCGAUAUACAAAUGUAUAUAAACAUUCUUACUGUCAUUAUUCAUAGUCAUUCAAUUCAAGAGUCUCGGCUGCGACAGUCAUUCUAAAUUUCCUAAUUUUGUUCCACUUUCUUUGUUCUAUUGUAUUAUUUUAUAAAAAUGCAGCCAAAGUAUAUGUGUUAUGUGCCUAUUGAAUGGAAUAUUCACGCUGAAGAAUUUCUUAUCAACGUAGUAAAACAUGAAGCAAUCGAACAAUUGAGAAAAUACAAGCGGUUCAAGGGAACAACAAUAUGCUUAGAAGACGUAACAGCGAAAUUAACUUAUGUGGGUUACCAUUUAUGGAUGCGUAAAUCUUGUGACCAAGCCAGUUAUCCUGAUAAGAAUGAAUACUUUGGAAUCAGCUUGAAUCGCAUUCUCUGCGAAGGAUUGGCCAAAAAGUGGAAAGCUUACUUAACAAAGGCAGCAAGAUAUGUCUUCUGGAGUAGCAUCAAUAAUCACCGGAAUAAUUACAAGGAAGUAGAGGACACUGUUGUGAAAAUUGGUAAUGUAGCUGCGAAAUGAGAGUACCAGAACGGUCGUUUUUGGAUGCGCAGGUAUAGAUAUCUACAAUGCGAAUCACAUCUCAGCGAAUAUGCUUCGUCUUGUUCAGAGUAUUGUGAGUGUCUACGUAAACAUUGUGUUAAAUAAGCUGCCGUUAAUGUGUUUUUUUCUAGAUCUUUUAUUAGGAUUUAUGCUUCUCGGCUAAAACGAUGUACAAUUAUUAAAGUUAUUGGUGACAAGAUCUAUCUUAAAAGUUGUUUUAUAUAAUUUUCUAUUGGUACUUUUUCCACAAUUUAGUGGUGUACGAUUAACUAUUAAUAAAUCGAUUAUUGUUUUGGAAGUCUUAUUUUUUAUUAUUACUCUAACCCCUAAAGAACCAGCUUGUUAAUUAUUGAGAAUUUUCUAAAGUCAUUAUAGCAAACAAACCGGUGCGCAAAGUCAUAUGGACCAUAAAAAUGAGUAAAAUAUGACAGAUUUAGUAAAAGUUUAAAGUCGGAUUCACCAAAUGCUUUUGGUUACUUCAAAUAUAUUGUUUUCUUUACAUUGCUCGCUGUAAUUCAAUGUACUGAAUACACAACACAUGUUUGAUAGUAAAUUUACUGCUAAUCAUAAUUGACAACUGAAUAUACUUCCGAAACAUCUGAGGUGAACGACAUUCAUUGGGAGUGUAAUUGUUGGAAAUAACCUGAACUUGACCUCUGAUUGUAAAUCUGGUGGCGUUUGAAAUUGUCAACAACUCAAUUCUGUUAAGUAGGUUGCACUGAACAAUAAUAUAGGUGUCAAGUAGGUUCUCUGACACGCGUCGCCUUUUCAAUUAUCAUUAAUAAAUAAAAAAGACAUGAUUUUAAGAAGUACUUUUAAUUAAUCAAAAGAUUCGAAUCUUGUUCCAUAACCCCAGUAUAAAAUUGAAUAAAUCAUUCAGUUAAAGUAAUUCUAGUAACUUUUGGUGAUUACCAAAGUCGAAUGCACAUUAUUUAACAAAACUUUUCGAGUUUAGUGAUUACUUCCUGAUCCGCCGCUAGAAGAUAAAUCAAACAAUUCCAUUUCCUUGGUUUUGGUCGAGGAACCACGCCGACCAGCGUUCGGCUGGGAAACUGGGUAGUUCAAAGUUUUUGGUUGAAAUAUCUUCUUCCACACCGACUGGCUCGGUUUUUCAAGGGCUUUUUCCUUAGUACCCUUCUCAUUCUCUACACUGUUAGAGGCCACAACGUCCUCUAUCAUUUUGGUUCUCUUUUGCAUUUCGGCACGUUUGAAAUUCAGAAAAUUCAUAUUUCAAAUCUACAACAAUUAAUAAAUUCAUUAAUAUUAUGCUGAAUAAAAUUAAAUUUCCCACAUAAUGAUCCAGUAUCUGUAUUUAAUAUCCCUAAUAAAGAAAUAUGACAUCUCAAUUAGAGAUUGCACAACAUUCUGUCAUCUUCUUUGUUGCCCUUGGCAAUAACCCAUAUCAUUCUUAGCGUAGUUUAAUAGAGUUCUGUAGUUUAAGUUUUACACAAGCCUGCUUUUUCAGUCUUAGGAAAAUCUGGGGCAAAAUUAUUUCAUUCGAUAUCUAAACUCAUUCUGUUGUAAUAUUUGGCCAAGAAACUUAAGCAAGACACAUGAGGUCAAACGUGAUGCAGAAAUGUUCAAAAUAUCUGCUGAUUGCAACCCUUUCUCUUUGGGUCAUCAAUACUGCGAUUAAACGGAGUGAUUCAUGGAAAAAAUAAUCUUACGGCUCAAAAAUUUCCGCAGCAACACUCAUCUAACAUGAUUAUCGUUACUAACUUAAAGAUUCCUGCAGGUAGCAUGUACAGAUUUCCAGAAGUCUUUAAAAAAUAAUUUUUAGUAAUGUUUAAUGACAUCAUUGUAAAGAAUACUUAUAGAUCAUGUCUUCUGCAAGUCCUGUCCAAAUCUUUCGUAAGAACCUAACUGAAGAAUUCCCGUCAAGCAGUUUUCUUGAGAUAGGGUAGAGUUACCAAUUUUGACUACUUUAGGGACUGCUUUGGAGGGUUAAAUAUUUUAAGUAACAUAAUUUGUAAAGACAACGUGACAUAAUCAAUUUCGAAAAUGUGCAAAACGAUACUUUUAUCACACUGUUACAAUGGAAAUUUUGUGAUGUACUUUUCCAUUGACGAAAACAAAGCAUUAAAUGUCCAAAAAUAGGACAGUGGUCACAAACGGUACUUCCAUCCUGAUGCUUUUAGCGAACAUAAUUUAAAUAUUGAACCACGAAUUUAGUAUAGUAACUUAAAAAAUACAACUUACAUUAUUUGCAGUAAUCACCAGAUACAAAAUGCUGUUUACACGAUUCCGCGCAAUUUCACACUAUCCACGAUGCAUCAAGCACCAGCGGUAUAAAUAUCCGAAAUUUAAUUACUUUUUUAUGAUGUUACUAAUAUAAUUAUAGUACAGCCAAUGUUCUUGAUACUUGAAACUUAUUUUGAUUUUAAAUUAAAUGAUACGGCGGUCGUAGAAAUUGAGAAUUCACUUAAAAAAAGAAAAUUACCAAGCGUUAAUAGUAUACUACGUGGCAAGGGAUAAAGUAAGACGAUUUCAGGCGGGGAUGCUGAAUGGCUG